GUGAAGAACAUGCACAAGUUGAAGAGGAAUGCGCUUGCAUUCUGUCAAGUUAAUUUGGAGAUUGCCCAGAAUAUUCGGGAGGAAGGCGAGAAGCUGUCUCAAGACAGUAUUUCUCUGGAUGAUAGUGAAGUAUUUAACCCAGAUUUUCUGAGUCAAAUUGACGACAUAUGCAAGCGUCAUUUGGAAGCGAAAGACAGUGCAAACAAAGUUGAUCCUACAAUUUCACUAUUGGUGAAGCGGCCUGUUGAAUUGGAGUUUGGAAGAAUUGAAAAUGUUCCUGAUUUGGAUUCUGGUGUUCAUGGAGUUGAUUUGAAAGAAGGAAAUGAUGAAAAAGAAGGAGAGGAGGAUGAGAAGAAGAUGAAUGCUGAUGAUGAUCAGCAUAAAGAAGAUGAUGAUGAUGAUGAUGAUGAUGGUGAUGAUAAGGAUCACCAGAAUCAUAAUGAGAGAAAGGAUGAUGAUGCUGAUGAUAAUGGUGAUCCUGGUCUUCAAGGAGAUGAAGACAAAGGAGUAGAUAAGGAUGCUGAUCUUCAUGUAGAUGAAGACAAAGGAGGAGAUAAUGGUGAUCCUGGUCUUCAAGGAGAUGAAGACAAAGUAGGAGAUAAGGAUGCUGGUCUUCAUGGAGAUGGAGAGGAAGAUAAUGAGAAAGAACCGAAGGAAGAUGGUAAGAAGAAGACUGGCAAUGCUGAUGAUGAUUGUGGUCUUCAAGGAGAUAAAGAGGAAGGAAGAAAUAAGGAGUUGGAUGCUGGGGUUUAUACAGAAGGAGAGAAAGGAGGAAAUUUUGAGAAAGAACAACCAAAGGAAGCUGAUAGGAAGAGGAGGAAUGCUGAUGAUGAUCAAGUCAAAGGGGCUAAGGAUAAGGAUAAGUGUAAAAUUUCUACACACGUCCCUACUCGCACCGCUGCUGGUAUUGAUAUUGUUGAUCUUCGUACUCCAACUCCUCCUCCUCCUCCUCCUCCUGUUGUUGAAGCAGUUGAGAAUGUAUAUAGCAGAAAGUCUUGGAGAGUUGAUUCUUCUGCUAAAAAGAAAAACAUUGCUGAUUUCGAUGCCCCUUCAUUCCAACUAUUAACUCUAGUCCUGUUGUUGAGGAUCUUCCAUACAGUGAAAAAGUGGAGAGUGGUGUUGGAAGUCAAUUCCAAUCAUCAUCCAGUAAAUGUAAAUAUCCUCGAAGAAGUUGGGAAAGUUGUGAGGGUUAAGGAACCAGGUGAUGAUUAUGACGAUGAAGGUUUGGAGGACCUGAUUGAUAGGAUUGCUGAUCAUGGAGUUGAAUCAUCAUCUGACAAGGCUAAAAAAAGAAGAGAUAAUAAGAAGCUGGUGUUGUUUCAUCUUCUACGCCUGGUUUGCAUGCUGUUCCUGUCAACAACCAUGGCAUAA
Beta vulgaris subsp. vulgaris (sugar beet) is the source of this 1371-nucleotide messenger RNA. RefSeq lists its product as uncharacterized. The record is from RefSeq and is a predicted model, not a curated record. The coding region runs from base 10 to 1371 and encodes 453 amino acids. NCBI's taxonomy places the organism in Eukaryota, Viridiplantae, Streptophyta, Magnoliopsida, Caryophyllales, Amaranthaceae. The transcript has 5 exons.